CUUCUUCAAGGUCUUCCUGGCAGUCCGCCUGUGGAAUCGGAUCAGCAGCAGCAGCGGUCGGCCCCGCCAUCACCACCGCCAGCACUACCGCUGUCACCACCGCCAUCAUUCAGAGAGAGCUGUGAUGUUCAAGACAGUGCCAACGAUGGUGGUAGUUUCCCGUCGUCUGAUCUCAACGCUGAUGAUGAUGAUGAUGAUGCGGACUGUACUGGUGGCGGUGCCAACACCACCGAUGCGUUGAUAUCACCAGUGUCGGUGCGCAACAGUAGCAGUACAGCCCAGACCAGCAGCACCAGUCCCACCACCAUGGGCACUAUUUAUAGUGAGCCCGCGAGCUUUCCACCACCGCCAUCAUCUACUGGGCCACUGCCACUUCCAACUGCUCUGCCAACAACCGCCACAUUUGUUGGUAGUAAGGGCCGAGCAGGCAUCACCGCUGGCACUGCCUCUACCACAUCAACGACAACUACUACCACUUCGCCCAUCUCCACCACCACCACCACCAACUCCUCUUCGCCAUCAUCGAGUAGCACUGCCUCUACAGUUGGCCUGCCGGCAAACCCGGAGAACAGCGGCUCUCAGCAGCAGCCUCAGCAGCAGUCAGGCAGUAGUAGUGCUUCGGUUCUCUUACCUUUAGCACUCGAGAAGACGAUCUACUUGCGGAAAAAGCACAGCAAUUUAGGCAUGGUGCUGGUGCUAGCUGACAAUGGCGCCAAUGGCUACGUUGUGAAGAGUCUCGAUUCGAGCGGGCUCAUCUUUCAGGACGGCCGAAUCCUCUUGGGCGACUACAUUGUCGCACUGAACGGCACCUCACUGCGCAACACCACCAAGGACCAGGUGUUUGCCUUGCUGCAACAGUGCCAGAACAGCGCCAAUAAUGACCUUAUCAUAAAGUAUAUUCCUCAAUCUGAUGCACAACAGUUCAGAAAAGCAAACUCUAUGCCUGACUCAAAUCAAGACCAAACUUCGGCGAUGUCCAUCGUCACCAGUAAACAACAAAGCACCUCACUGAGUGAUAACUUAAACCACAAAGCCUCUUCCUCCUCCACGACGACUGCCGUUGAGCCCAGCAAACCUGCUUCCAGCAAACAGUGCCUUGUCCCAGUGCCACAGUUGGCGGUAAACAACAGUAAACAACAACAACAAGAAAAGCGUGAUAAGAGUGCUGAGAACAGCAGACUAUCAGCUUCCUCUAGUGCCAGCAGUCUAAUGAGGAGCAGUGACUCGCUGAUUCCCGUCGCGUCUAUCAACUCGGCCGCCGCUUUCAGGCGACACUGGGGCGAGGAGAUUUCGGUAGAGUUGGUGAGGGCCGAGAACAAGGGUUUCGGUAUCAGCAUCAUCGGCGGCAAGGACAACACCCUCAAGUCGACGCUGACGGGCAUUCUCAUCAAGAAGAUCCUCCCUGACAGUCCGGCGCUGCGCUGCGGCCUCCUUAAGACCGGUGAUCGGUUGUUGGAGGUGGGCGGCGUUGAUCUGCGCGAUGCCAGCCACGACGAAGCCGUCGAGGUGAUCAAGAAUGCCGUCAGUCCGGUGCGCUUUGUCGUGCAGAGUCAUAUUCCGCUGAACAAGGAGCAGGCUUUUGCGAACGGUUGUUCAACUAAGCCCACUACCAGUUCCAGCACUGCCACCGCCACCAUCGACAGCAGCAGCAGCAGCAACUACCUUUCCAUAUCACCACUGAACAAGAGUAAAUCCCUGUCGGACACAUCGUUGAUUAAUGAGGGCCUGCAGAAAUCGUUUCUCUCCUACUCUGAUCGGGCGAACCUGCCCGCCAGCGGCACUGAAUCACACGAUCGGGCCCUUUCGCCUAAGCAGCAGCAGCAGCAGCAGCAGCAGUCCUCCAGCAGUGCAAGCAAGCCUAGAAAGACCUUCACCAGCAGCACCAGCACGACCGCUGCUUCCUCCUCCACCAGCAACACCACCAGCACAACAACAGCCACGAACGCAGCCAGCAAGCAGAACAGCAAUGAAGACGUCUCAGCCAGCUAUCCCAUUAAUCUCAUGACAAGUGCAGCGCAUGUAAGGCUGACUCAGGCGGACAUUGAUGAAGCAACGCGCGAGGAGCUGGUCGAAGACGAAUACGGCUACUCCCUCAAGAAAAUUAAAAUCAAGUACAACGACAUCAAUGGGUCAACGUUGCUGGUGGACCUGCAUAAGGGCCUGACUGGCCUGGGCAUCAGCCUCGCCGGUAAUCGCGACCGAACGAAGAUGAGCGUCUUCAUCUGCGGCAUGCACCCCAAGGGCAGUGCCUACAAGGAUGGUCGACUGAAGAUUGGCGAUGAAAUACUGGAGUACAACGACAUCAAUGGGUCAACGUUGCUGGUGGACCUGCAUAAGGGCCUGACUGGCCUGGGCAUCAGCCUCGCCGGUAAUCGCGACCGAACGAAGAUGAGCGUCUUCAUAUGCGGCAUGCACCCCAAGGGCAGUGCUUACAAGGAUGGUCGACUGAAGAUUGGCGAUGAAAUACUGGAGGUAGGUGUACGCUGUGUACAAAGAGAUGGUGCCUUAGACGAGAUGGCUGUUAAACCGCUCACACAGUUUCCCGUCCACUUGGAGGAUUUUCUCGAGGAGAAGUACUGCAAGUACAAAGGUGUUCGCACCAUCACAGUCAGAAAAGGAUCUCAAGGUCUAGGCAUCAUGAUCAUCGAGGGCAAACAUUCCGAGCUGGGUCGGGGCGUUUUUGUGUCGGACAUUCAGGAGGGCAGCGCCGCGGAGAGCGCCGGUCUCAGCGUGGGCGACAUGAUUCUCUGCGUCAAUCAGACUGAUCUCAUUGGGGCUGACUACGAGACGGCGGCCAAUUCCCUGAAGUGCGCCGAAGGGCUGCUGACGCUGGUGAUCGCCAAGCCAGGCAAGUCAGUGCACUACGAAGCAACCACUCCGACCGCAGUCGACGUUCAGUCCUACCAGCAGCAGCAGCACUGGAACAAGAGCACCGAACAGCAGCAGUCCUCCUUUCUCGACGUCAACAGCAACCCCGAGACGAAUGCGCCAGCACAGCAACACAGCUCCAGCACCCAAGGCACUGCCUCCUCAACGACCACCCUUCUCAACGCCGACAAAACGGCCGUGGUUUUGGGCGGUUUACAACAACCCAACACCGGUGAAUGCGACUUUAAGACCUGUCUCGUGAAGAUGGGCGAGGUGACCACCAUUGAGAUUGUUCGUGAAAAGCUCGGUCUUGGCCUGAGCAUCGUCGGCGGCAUCGACACGCCACUGAGUGCAGUCAUCAUUCACGAGGUGUAUCGCGGCGGCGCCGUUGACAUUGACGGCCGCCUCAAGCCGGGCGACCAGAUUCUCGAGGUGAACGGCGAAGACCUGCGACACGCACCGCACGAACAAGCAAUCAAAGCGUUGCGUCAGACGCCACCGGUCAUCAAAAUGAAGGUGUACCGAGAGCGGGGCGAUGUUAAUCUCAACGACAACUACGAGGUUUUUGACGUGAAGCUGACAAAGAAGCAAGGCAAAGGACUGGGACUGAGCAUCGUCGGAAAGAAGGACGGCACUGGCAUUUACAUCUCUGAGAUUGUCAAGGGCGGCAUUGCCGACAUGGACGGCAAUCUCACCAUUGGCGACCAGAUACUGCAGGUCAACGGACGAGACCUGACGCACAUUGCACAGGAGGAAGCGGCCCUUAUUCUCAAGACUGCCAAAGGCGUAAUAAAUCUAAAGAUUGAGCGGUUCAAAUACGGAUGCCAAAUGAACUCGACCAAUGCCAAGGGCGAAGAGCUUUCUGUGGACGA
Molecule: messenger RNA, 3740 nt
Organism: Rhagoletis zephyria (snowberry fruit fly)
Lineage: Eukaryota; Metazoa; Arthropoda; Insecta; Diptera; Tephritidae
Source: RefSeq, a predicted model, not a curated record